Molecule: messenger RNA, 268 nt
Organism: Porites evermanni
Lineage: Eukaryota; Metazoa; Cnidaria; Anthozoa; Scleractinia; Poritidae
Source: the annotation of a GenBank genome assembly
AAAAAUAACCGUGCUAACUUUUCUGAUAAGGAAAAAUACAAUGGUACUUUCCAGGGUGUAUACUUUGUUUACAACGAGCAAAAAAACUUUAAGUUUAACCUCACCCUGGCAGUCUUCCUUAUUCUCAAUUCUAAAGAUCUCUGAUUGUCUACUGAAAUGGGAGGGGCAUAAUGUAAUUCAAACUUCCACAGACCCUGAGAUGGACUUCUGCAUCAGCUUACAAAAGGUGUCUACUUAUGAGAGAUCAGGAAUGCAGUGUUUUAGGGUU